AUGGGUGAUAAUGUUAUUAAUUUUUAUAGAGCUGGUUCAGGUUAUGGUUGUUUUUCAAAUUUUUCAAGACACACAGUUUUUUAUAAAGGACAAAAGUGGCCAACUUCAGAACAUGCAUUCCAAGCUAUGAAGUUUGAAGGUACAGAUCAUUUCUUAAACGUAUUAAAAACUAAAACACCUGGUGAUGCCGCAAAGAUGGGCCGUAAUAGAUCUUUACCUCUAAGAAAAGAUUGGGAAGGUGUUAAAGAUGAAAUUAUGUACGAAGUUUGUUUAGCUAAAUUUCAACAACAUCAAGAUAUUCAACUCACUUUAAUAGAAACAAAUGAUGCAAAGUUAGUAGAACAUACUACCAAUGAUAGCUAUUGGGGCGAUGGCGGUGAUGGUAGUGGUAGAAAUCAACUCGGUAUUACUCUAAUGAGAGUAAGAGAAACUAUUAGAAAUGAACUUGUAAAUAAGAAUUAA
Messenger RNA from Dictyostelium purpureum, 462 nucleotides. RefSeq lists its product as uncharacterized. The transcript is spliced from 3 exons. Bases 1 to 462 code for a protein of 153 amino acids. NCBI's taxonomy places the organism in Eukaryota, Evosea, Eumycetozoa, Dictyosteliales, Dictyosteliaceae. The record is from RefSeq and is a predicted model, not a curated record.